Gloeophyllum trabeum ATCC 11539 is the source of this 1145-nucleotide messenger RNA. RefSeq lists its product as uncharacterized. The record is from RefSeq and is a predicted model, not a curated record. Lineage: Eukaryota; Fungi; Basidiomycota; Agaricomycetes; Gloeophyllales; Gloeophyllaceae. The transcript is spliced from 3 exons. Bases 49 to 1026 code for a protein of 325 amino acids.
GGGCUGUAAGGCAUAACACUCUUGGGUUCUGCCAUCGAUAAUACCAGCAUGUUGUUCUACCUAACGUUCCGUCUCAUAAGCUCUGUGUCGGCGUUCCUGUACCCAGGUUAUGCAUCCUUCAAGACGUUGUCUCAGCGGCCUGCCUCGGAGGAAGAGCUUGAGCGAUGGUUGAUGUACUGGUCGGUGCUGGGAUGUAUUGUCGGAGUCGAGUACGUUGCAGAAUGGCUGAUAUCCUGGCUGCCGUUCUACUACCCGAUCAAGACUCUCUUCCUGCUCUACCUCGCCCUACCCCAAACGCAAGGCUCCUCAUACCUCUACCUGCACCACAUCAAGCCCUUCUUCACCGAGCACGAGACCCAAAUCGAUGCGGGGAUCGCCUCGCUCAAGACGCGGGUGUACGCCUUCGCGCAGGAGAAGCUGCGCAUGCUCUGGAACCACGUCACCAAUGCAGUCGGGCAGGGUGACCUUACCUCCGUCGGGCGCGUGUCGCAGGAGGCAGACAUCAACGCCGGCGCGCCCCCGACGCUGAGCGACCCGGUGUCCGGGCCCGUGCAGAUGGCGACGAGUUUCUGGCGGUCGUACGGGCCCGGCAUACUCGCGACCGGGGCGGCGUUCAUGAAGCAAAGCAGCGCGGCUACCACCUCUGCAUCGAACAGGGCGCUGAAUUCCCCGCCGCUGCGGCCGUCCAUGGCUCCAUCCCAGUCGACCGAGUCUACUUCGCAGUCCGUGCUGGAAAGAAGGCGGCAGCUCGAGGCCGAGCUGGCGUCGCUUCCGCCCGUGCAGAUGCCCGUGCCCGAGGUGCCGAUGCCUGCGUACGCGCCUCCUUCACGCGGUUCGUCCGAUUCGGACUUGCGCGAGCGGACCGUGAGCGGGGGACGCUUCGAGGAGGUGGAAGUGCCCAGCGACUACGAGGGCGAGCAGGGGCACGCCUACCCGCGGCCGCCGGUGCAGAAGCGCAACAGCUGGUUCUUCGGAUGGGGCGGGGCGGGCGAGGGGCAGGGCUACGAAAGGGUGAAGACGGACUAGGGCCUCUAGAGUAGAUUAAGUGGCGGCUGCUUCGUUUCUGGAUCGAGCAAUCCCUUUGGUUAUUGCAUAUUGUACAUUUGGACGUGUAUCAUAGGUAACUGUAUUAUUUAUUUGCUUUG